Podarcis lilfordi (Lilford's wall lizard) is the source of this 4897-nucleotide messenger RNA. Lineage: Eukaryota; Metazoa; Chordata; Lepidosauria; Squamata; Lacertidae. The record is from the annotation of a GenBank genome assembly.
AUGGCGAGCGGCAGCAGCCUGGCGGCGGUAGCUGGCCUCGCAAAAGCUCCCGCCGCUGGAGGCCCCGUCGCGCCCGCCGGCCGCCUGUCGGCCGCCUGCUCCUGGGAGUGCCGGGCGGACCUGGCGGGAGUCCUGCGCCUCGUCCCGGAGGGGGAAGCCGACGCCUGCGAGCCCCUGGGACACCCGCUGAACGGGUGAGGAAGGCGCCCGAGACCGGGGUACGGGGCGGGGGGAUACACACGCCCCAGGUCGCGGGCCUUCCUGUUCUCUGGAAGGAGCCCCGGGAGCCGUGGGAAGGAGGCGAGGGGCAGCCGAGACGUGGCCUCGAGGGGCUUUGCGGGGGGCUGCCCCUCUUCCAGAACCCCCCAACCCCCAGAAUGACCGCCAAAUGCUGAACAAGCAUCAAACAACCACAGAGGCUUCCGCGUCGUGACUCAGCGGGCAGGGUGUAGUGUGUUUUUGCACGAAAAGGAUCCCAGGCUCAUCAGUUCCCGGCAUCGAUCCCUGCCUUGGAAACCUUGGAGAGCUCCUGCUGUCAACUUUCCCCAAAUUGAACCCAAACACAUUGCACUCGGGGGACCCGCUUCUUAAAUCUUUGGCCGUAUAGUUUGCACGGUUGCACUUGGCGUCUGCUGCGACCCAAUUUGGAUCAAUUGGAAGACUAGUGGGUGUAGCAGCAGCCUGGCAAGAAUAUGCUCUUGUCCUCAUUCCACCUUUUCAAUCCACCCUUCCCCCUCUGGGGUAGCUUUCUUACUUGCUCUAGAACAGUGGUUACCAAUCUUUUUUUGGCCGUGCCCCACGUAAGUAUCUCUAAAAUCCUGGUGUCGUCCCCGCCCCCUCUGCGACAUAUAAUUCUUAUUAUUCAAAAAGUAAACUAUUCACGUGGAGGAAGCCUAAAAUGCCAUUAACUUGGUCUAACUCAUUCUUGAAUUGUCCCUACCCGCUAUAAAUCAAAUUGCCCUCCUGCGGGGCGUUUACACCACAUUGGGAACCACAGCUCUAGAACAAGUCCCUUUUAUAAGUUAGGUUCCGAAGUCUCAGCUCCAUUUUUCCAUUCUGGCAACCUUGCAGUGACCCUCCACUACCUAAAACAGGGGUCCCAAUUUACACAUGGUAGCUCCUGUUAAUUUGGUUUAGCAGCUAGGUUUCCAAAUCAGGGUAGUAGCCUGCUCUCCACCGAGAACACCGCCAGGGGCUACAGAGGGAAGAGGUUCUCCCAGCACCGAACUAAUCCACUAGGGGUUCAGUGGACAGUACUGGGUUUGAUGGGACCAGUGCUCUGAAUAGGUAUAAGGCAGUGUCUUGUAUAACGUUUAUAGGCUCCAAAGCUGAGUAAACCUAUUGGACACAGUGGGCCUUACUUUUGAGCAGACGGCCAAAGUUGUAGUACAAGCUAUCAUGGAUCCAAGUAUGAAAGCUUAUUUUACAAUGGCAGUGUGAUUGUGUACAUGCACCAAAGUAAGUAUUAUUUCACUCAGUGGGGCUUGCUCACAGAUAAGUGUGACAUAAAACCUUUUUUAAAAAGUGCUCACAAGACCUUUAGUUGUUUUUGCUGCAACUGACUAGCACAGCUCCUGGGUCUUUUAACAGUUUCCUCAGAAAUAGGUUUUUCUUAAAGGUACUGCUCUCUUCAUCUCUCUGCAAUGGUUAGCCGGAGCUACCAGAAUCAUUCUUUUUUUAAACCGUGCCUAUGAAUGGUAGCACUAAUGAAUUGCAGCAGCUACAGCUUAGAUCUGCUACAGCUUAGAUCUGAAUUCAAGUCCUCGUUUUCCAAAGAAGCUCAUUAACUGAUCUAAAACAGUAGUUUCACCAAGCCAACAAUGGUCAGAUACUCUAGUAUCCUAUCAUUCAGACAUAGAAAAAAACUGUAUUUGAACAAUGUGGCAACAACAGGGGUAAAUACAGUCCUGUGAGGUAUAUCACUAUUCUCUCAUUUAUUAUACAGAUACAGAGUUUAAGCUAUAUUGGUGAUUAUAUCUUACCGUGCAAUCCUGUGCACAUUCAUUCAGAAGCAAGUCUUGUUGUAAGUCCCAGUGGAGUUCAUUUGCACAGUGCAGUUGGCACCCACAGGUUCUGAUCUCAAUUUAAAAUGCAACACUAUUCACCAACUAACACUUGUAAGAGGAGUAUUUUAAAACACACACGCACACACUGUCAUGAGCAGUUUGUCAUUAACAAAACUUUACUGUUUAGUAUCUGGAACUGUCAGUGCUUUGGCUAAAUGUAUAAUUCUAGAUGGACUUUCCCACCUUCUAGUGAGAAUGUUGUGGUUCUUGAAGGACGAUUACACAAUGACAUCGUCGCUCCAUGCUUACUGUACUUGCACUGUGACCCCCACGGUUCAGAAGAAAUUAUUGGUCUUGGCAUUGUCAGUGAGGCCCGGAACAUGGAAGUCUACGUUGGUGACGAGUACUGUGGAACUGGCAGAGGAGCGAAAGUCUUUACUGGCCAACAUAGCAGGUCAGUUGUUUUCUCCUUUUUUUCCAGGUUGCUGACAUGUUAGUUUUAUGUGGCACACUGAAAGGAAAGAACUAUAUGCAUUCCACUUCACAAAAAGCUUUUCUACCUGAUCACCUGGAGGCAGCUCCAAUGCAUUAUAAGGCUAGCGUACUCAUUUCUUACAAGAGAAUCAUUUUUUAAGUUGCAUCUUUUUGAAAACUCAGGCAUGGCAUUUCAAGGAACUGUGGAUAUAUAGGAAGUUUCUUUUAAAGAAUGAAUGGGGAAACUGUUGUUGGACUCUCAACUCCCACCAGCCCUAGCCAACAUGACCAAUGGUCAUUGAUGAUGGGAGUUGUAGUCUAGUAACCUCUGGAGGGCCACAGGUUCUCCACCCAAGUUUUAAAGCAAAUGAGAGAGUUGUCAUUUAAAAGAUAAAGACUUAGUUUGAGAUGGACAAUUUGGAUUUUAGAUAAAGCAUGUUGUCACACUGCAUAACCAAAUAUUGUUGUUUCUCCUUCUUUUUUUUUACCAACUUAUGCAUUGAUAUUGCCAUGCAGACUGCUUUCUGCUAGUGCAUUGAAAUGCAAAGCAACAUUUGGGAUGCUGGUUGGGAGCUACUGUUAAAAGAAAUUUCUCCCCCGAAGAAAAAGUGUCUGCAUCUGACUCACUGAAGGGAGGAGGAUAGAGGGUGAGAGGUUAGCAAUGAGACCCUUUGUGGAUAGGGCAACCAGCCUCAUGCCGCAAAAGAAAGAAAAGGCUAUUGAUAGGUAAAACUGUAGGUGUACUGGACAAAGCUGAUCCUCCAACUACAUGCGUUUCAAGAAGUUUAUAUGGGAAUGACAUUGGGACCAGAGCCUUUAUUAUGCUUGUGCCCCAUGGUGCAUAGUGGCCUCCUUACCCCAGCAGUGGAGCAUAUGCCCACACUGCCCGGGGGUGUGUGUGGUGUGCGCCCCCAAGGGGGCCGGGGGCUGGAGGGCACCCUCCUAAGCGUCACAUUCCAAGGGGGGCAGGGAAGCUGCCACCAACUCCCCUCCUGCUCUUCACCACCAGGUCGGGCCUGACCCGACAGCAGAGCUGCUGUGGCCAAGGAGGGUAGGUGGCAUUGUUGCUGCCCACUCUCCUGCUCUCCUCCCCCAGGUCAGGUCUGACCCAGGGGCGGAGCUGUGCCCAGGCAUGAGCGCUGCGACCAAGGCGCAGCUCCUUCUCGCUCAGAGCCAGGCUCCAAUGAAGGAGCCUGCUUUGGGGGCGCCUGUCUGUGCCCCCUCACAAAUUGCAUCCAGGGCCAAGGCCCCCAUGGACCCCCCCCCCGCUACACCUCUGCCUUACCCUAAGUGUCAAGACGCCCUCUGGACCAGCAUGAUUGCAUAUGGGGCAAGGGGAUGCCACUGAAAGGACCCAAGUCGUGCAUCCAUGCAAGCCACACUUGUAUAUGUGGUUCUCCGGAUCAUAGUCUUGAUACAUACAUUUUUACACUAUGUUUAAAUCAUAUUUGGACCCAUCAAACCACUCAAAAUAUAUCAAAGUUGUUGAGAUUUUCAGUCAUUCUUUUCUUUUCUUUUCCUGGGCAUCAGUGUAAGCAGUACCUUGAAAAACAGCAGUAGGCUAAUCUGUGUUGUGCUUCUUGUGAAAAGCUGUUGCAUAAAACUUCAUGUUGUUAUACAGAAUUUCCACAGCUUGUAUUUUUUUUAAUUUUCUAGCAAAAAUGACCAGGUUUCAUUAUACCAAAAGUCACUUAAAUUGGAGUGCUCCGCAGCCUCUUGUAAGAUUAAGGUAGGAAGUUACAGAAAUUAUUUCUUAAAUUGUGGUUAUCAAUCUUAUUUAUUCAAAAAGGCAGCACCGUGCCAUGCUCUGUGUUCUGUUCUGAGUACUGAAAUAAAAGGAGGAAAUAUGAUUCCUUUCAAAGAGCAAUGAGAGUCUUGUAUCUACAGUCAGACCUAGUGUUGGCAACUGAUGUGAUCAGGAAUCUCCUGGAUGCCUUGCAUUGACAAAGGGACCAGUAAUCAAUCUGAGCUGAUGCUGGACCUUAAACAAGGAGCCUGUAGCAGGAAGCACACUGAGAUUCUUACUUUACUGUGGAAAUUUCUGGGAGAGAAUUGAGAGGGGGAAAGACCCACCUAGGCCAGUCCAGUUCUGCAGCAAUAUCCCAGCCAUCAAUGUAUCUGUGAGAUGAAGAGGGGAACCACUGGGGGAAGAGGUGACCUACCCCUGGCCUGCCAAAAGAAAAAAACAGCCCUGCAUCAUGGUGCUCCCUAGACAGCAACUCCAUAAUAAUUACCUUUCAAAAAGUUUGUUUUUUUUUCUAGACCAAGUUUACUGCUUAUAAUCCAUAAUAUUUUGUAGAGGUAAGUAACUAUUUAACUAUUUCAUCAGUUCACUCCUGUCUGUGUCCUUCCCCCCUCCACCAUCCAGCUGCUGUCCAUCCCUGAAAAACAAAGAGUCCUCAUCAGUAAAAUCAUAG